Molecule: messenger RNA, 321 nt
Organism: Paramecium sonneborni
Lineage: Eukaryota; Ciliophora; Oligohymenophorea; Peniculida; Parameciidae
Source: the annotation of a GenBank genome assembly
AUGAAAUUGAAGAAAUAAGAAAGAACUUCUAAAUUUUUAAGGGAAUUUUAUGAAAAAGAAUAUCAACUAUCUAAUUAUAAUAAAGAAUAAAAUUUGAUAAGCAUUGAAGAUCAAUAAAUAACUAAAAAAUAAAUAGAUGUAGAAAAAGAACAAACUUAAAUUGAGAGAGCAAAAUUAGAAGAAAUUAUAGAUAAAUUUGAUAAAGAAAAUUUUUUCCAAAAAUAUUCAAUUGUUAGUUCAUUAAGUAGAAAUGAUUAUUCUAUUGUUUUUGAUGGACAUUCAGUGAAAUUAAAUCCUGUGGAUAUUAAAUUAGUAAAUAAU